UUGAGUUUGCGACUCAAUAACGUGGGAGCGUGUUAAACGUGUAAUGCUGAUGUUACUUUAAGGCUGGGUUUUAAUCCUAUGUAACGUUACUGUCAUGGUUUAAAGUAAAGUGUAAGUGCACAGAACACCUCUGCUCGUGCAACAAAGAAUGCCGCUGUGCCCAUUUGGACAUGCAGCCGUACCGGUGGCCAGAUUACGAGACACAGCUUCUCAGAGAGCUGCAGAGACAACAAAACAAUGCCCAAUUCUGUGAUACCCUGUUGCAAACUGAGGGUAUCUCAGUCCCAACCCACAGUUGCAUUCUUGCGGCUCUCAGUCCCUACUUGUCUCAGAAGCUGUCAGCCUCCCCGCUGCCUCCAUCGGGCCAGAAGCGCCAGAUCCAGCUCCAGGCUGUGAAGGCCCAGACCCUGCUGAAGCUUGUUGGUCUUCUGUACUCUGGGGAGCUGGCAGUAGAAGGAAGCGCAGAGCAGAAUGAUGUGCUGUCUGCAGCCCGCCAGUUUGGAAUCACAGACCUUGUUGAAGGACAGAAAGAUGGGGUUGGGAAGGAGGGAGAACUCCAGAAAAGAAGUUUUGGGAGUUGCAGAGAGAGGACUGAAAGUAGAAAAAUGCAGGAUGCACAAAUUCAGGCUGAAAUGGCUGGAAUGAGAGAGAGAGAUUUCCCAACUGAAAAGCGAAGGUGUGUAUCCAUAGGCACACAGACUGUUACAACGGUUGAAAAGACAGUGGGCGGUUAUUUUACUUCCAUCUCAUUGCAAUCCCAAAACAUCACACUUGAUAAAUAUAUUAGUUCCACUCCUCCACCUCCUUCCAGUAAGCCCAGUGGAAUGUGCAGUGAUGGAGAAACUACGUUAGAUCAUUCCUGUGACAGUGUAACAAGUCCCACAUCAAGUCCAUCUUCGUCCAGCAACGUGAAGACUCUCCCUAUUCCCCCAAAUGAUGGCUCAGACUCUCCAACACCUCAGGAAGACAGCGCCAACCAGCGGUCAUCUGGGUCUGGGGACAGCUUACAGGUGUCGGCUGAGGAUGUGACAGGAUUGGAGGAUGGAAAAUCAAAUGGCAAUGGCAGUGAAAAUACAGAGUGGCCAAGUCACAGCAACAGAGAUGAGAUGCUAGGAGAAGAAAGGGGAAUCUUAACAGAGAGGAGGUGUGUACAUGUAGGGAUAAAGAACCUGGCUAAGAUGAAACAGAGGCAGCAGAUGAUGGACAACACACAGUUUUCUGUCAAGGUGAAGCUGAAGAGGAGGACCAAAGGAGAAGAGUGGGAGGUUGUGAGCAUGAAAGACAAAGAUGACAUGUUGUCAGUUCUUACCGCCCGGAAACAGGAUGACUCCAACCACAAAAGGCCACAGGCGGACCUUACAAACAGCAAAGCCCCUCCCUCCUCUGUCCAGCCAUGCUCAAUUCAUAAACCAGAGACCUUGAUUGUUCAACCUGCUGCCACCAACCACCCUGAACCACCUUCUCACCCCAACGCCACCUCUGACUUCCAGCUCCUCUCUAGUGAUUGCCUCGCCCCAAACCAAAAUGAUGGCUUAGUGUCAGUCCCUCAGCCUCCAGGCCCUGUGGAGGAGUGUGAUGAGCAGAUAGAGAAGCUGUUGGAGGACAUCAUGAUGGGCCUGAACAUCCUGCCAAACUUGGAGAGGGACUGCAAGAAGUCUCAUUAUCCACAGCCGAACCAUGAUGAAGCACUGGCUGUUUGCCAGGUCCCAGCUACAGAGAAUGAGAGGCUGCAGAGUCGCAUGCAUGCUGCUGUCAGCGCAGCAGCGAUUGUGUAUGACCAAGAUUUUGGGACACAAAUUGGUCACUCAUCAACAGAUACAGGUAUCUAUUGUUUUACAGCUCAGAACCAGCCCAGCUGCUCAGGCCUUUCAUCUGUACAGCCAGAAGCUGUGCUAAUUCAGCAGCAGCAGCAGAAACAGCAGCAGCAGCAGCCCUCUCCUCAGUAUCACUCAUCUGUCACGUCCAUGGAACAAAGAGAUGGACCGAGUCACCCGGGCAUACCUCUGUCUAAAAGUCAAAAUUGUCGAUAUCCUGAAGCACCCAGAACAACAUCAGCACUCUUCUCCGGUGGGCAGAAACUACUUACUACUCUUACUCAUUACCCCGCAUGCCAGGAACUGUUUUCACAGGACAGUCAGAGCAUCCUACAGUUUUUACCCCUGACAAAUGAAAAUAUGGCACAGUCCUCGCAUAAUUUACCUUGCUUGGGUGAUUUGCGGCUUCCUCGGUGCCUUUCUCCAUUAGAGCCUUCUACCUCAGCAACAAAACAUCAGCCUGCCCUCAACAAUUCAGUGAACCAAAGCCAUAAAAUUCAGCCACAGCCAUCUCUACAUGGGCGACCCUGGCUAACAGUAAACCCCGGACCACUACAAUUCCCUUUCAGUGCCAUCACUCACAGAGAAAAUAAAAGUGCGUCUUUAUCACAGGAUACACACUGCAGCUGUUGGUCAAAGCAAUGGCAGAAACAUCCGGAUAUGAGGCCACAAAACGGGGGAACCUGUGCAGCAUCUUGUACUAUGAAAGAAGUGGAAGAGAGAGGAGCACAAUCUGCUGGUCAUCAAAAUGUGGCAGAGCUCAAAUCUUCUCUCAGGAAAAAGGAAGAAAGUUUGAAAUAUAAACAGGGUGACACUAAAGGCGAUGCUGCAGCACCUAAAAAGAGGAAGAGAAAGCACACAGCUCAUCCACAAGAGGCCAGCUCUACUCUGGCAUACAAACAUGUGAAAGUCAGUGAUGGAACAAAAGGUCAAAUCAACCUGAGCCUUUGUUCAGUCAGCUUGUCAAGCAACAAUGUGCUAGCGAAGGAAAGAGAAGUGGCCACCGGUUCCUCAAACACAUUCAAAAAAUUUGUACAGAAACAAAAAGAGCCAUCACCUACAGACAGUCAGGGAGAGAAAACUAGAGGGCCUGGGGAUCUCAGUAGUGACCAGAAAAGAAUCAGGACCAGGGCUUUUCUGAAAAAAGCUCAAGAGACACCAAGUAACUCAAGCACAGACAAUUUAGUUUUAAAACCCACGUACCGUAUAGCUCCGAUUGUGAAUAAACCAGGAGUUUGCAAGCGGGGACGUGGAAGACCAAGGAAAACAAAGCUUGAGGAACGCCAACCAGGGAGCUCUCAUACCAUCACUGAAAAAACGAACCACAAUGUAGAAAAAGACCUCCAAGUUUACAGCAAUUUGCUGAAGGAGGGGAGUGAAAAAGCAAAGAGAAGGUGUAAAAAACGGAGGAGGAAUAGAAGUGAAAUGGUGGCAAUUCCAUUGAAAAAGGCUGCAAGUGCUAAGAGACCUGUAAAGGCUCAGGCAAACAAUAACGAUGUAAUUCCAGAGGGAAGAAAACAUGGGACACCCAAACGGCCACGGCUGGUCUCUCUAAAGGAGUUUCAAAAGAUUAUCAAACGCCAACACUCAAAUACAAGGAAGUCAAAUGAAAGCCAGGAGCAGAAAACUGAUGAAACUCUAAGAAAUGUAGAAAGUGAAGGAAAGGCGUGUGGUAGCAGAUCUGAAGAAUUAACUAAGGAGACAGAGAUGGACACAGACUCUGCUCACACUCACAACAGUGACAGAAUUGAGGAAUCUCAUGACCUCCUCAGUGUCACAGUUGAUAAAAAUCACAAUCAGGUUUUCGACCAAUCAACAGCAGAGUGUGGUUCCACUGGUAAGGAGACCAGUCUGUUUGGUGAAGGGUCCUUUAAUGUGUUGGGAGAAGAGGAGGCUGAGUUGGUAGCUGAGAGUGAGCAGCCGCUGGAGAAUCCUGAUGAAGCACAGGAAGUCUGUGAUGCAGGAGUGCCAGAUACAACGCAGCAGACCGCUAUCAACAAGGAAGGCUCAACUUACAGUGACACCCAUCUGCCCCAAGAAUACAGAAUGUCUUUGGACCACAACUUGAAUCCCCAGACUGUGGAGAGAACUAGUCCACCUCUGUCAGACACUGUUGCUUUCAGCAAGAAAUCAGACUGUGAUCAAGAAGAAGAAGAAGUGGAGGAGGAGGGGGAGGUAGAUGUUCUGCUGUACUCCCCAGACAAAGUGCCUCACAUCAGAGAGUGUGAGAAGGGACUUGACAACAUGGCCAUAAGUCCUGAGGAAGAAGAGGAGGAUGAUGAAACUGAGAUUGAUGUGACUGGAGAUGAGGCAGAGUAACCUUUGUAUAUGUGCAUACCUUUUUACUAUGUUGUGUGGCUAGUUCAGCACUUGAGAGUGCCAAGCCUAACAUUUUCUCUGUUCUGGUUUUAAGUAUGCUCACAGAGAUGCCAAAUCCAUUUUGCUGUGAAGCUAUAUCAGAAAUUUUUCUGUUUCCACCCCAGUCAGUGCCUGGUGAUUAUAAGCUGUGUGUAUGCAAGAAUUACAGGCUGAAUACUUGUGUUGACCUCCAUUUAGUUCAAUAUAUAAGGUUCAAAUGGAUGUUUAAUUUCCAUUAAUAAUAUACCAAAGCUUUGAUUACAGAUGGGUUACAUUCUUACUGUUGUUCAUGUCUGUCAAUAAUUGUAUUAAUUUCACAUUUUCAGAGAAAUAAGAAGUGCCUGCUUAGGGUAAAAGCACUUCAGCAGCAGUGUCUGUGUAAGGAACUAUUAUAGGAAAGAAACCUAAUUUUGAGCCUGUGUUUGGAAAGCACAUUACGUUUUGA
Messenger RNA from Epinephelus fuscoguttatus (brown-marbled grouper), 4617 nucleotides. RefSeq names its product formin-J. Gene Ontology annotation, molecular function: protein binding. The transcript is spliced from 7 exons. NCBI's taxonomy places the organism in Eukaryota, Metazoa, Chordata, Actinopteri, Perciformes, Serranidae. Gene Ontology annotation, biological process: positive regulation of transcription elongation by RNA polymerase II. The coding region runs from base 171 to 4133 and encodes 1320 amino acids. The record is from RefSeq and is a predicted model, not a curated record.